This is a messenger RNA of Manihot esculenta (cassava), 2376 nucleotides long. RefSeq names its product sulfite reductase [ferredoxin], chloroplastic. The coding region runs from base 155 to 2086 and encodes 643 amino acids. NCBI's taxonomy places the organism in Eukaryota, Viridiplantae, Streptophyta, Magnoliopsida, Malpighiales, Euphorbiaceae. Gene Ontology annotation, biological process: sulfate assimilation. The transcript has 8 exons. Gene Ontology annotation, cellular component: sulfite reductase complex (NADPH); chloroplast stroma. Gene Ontology annotation, molecular function: 4 iron, 4 sulfur cluster binding; sulfite reductase (ferredoxin) activity; heme binding. The record is from RefSeq and is a predicted model, not a curated record.
AAAGCUCACACUCUGGUUUUCAUUUGGACAUAUUGUUCAUCACCGCCCAACUAUCCCCGGAAGGAUCCAUCUCCCUCUCACUCAAGCUCAGCUUUCAAAACCCUAAGCUUUCGUAAUCUACGGGGUUUGCUGUUGGUUCUGGAUUUUGGAGUUCAUGGCGGCGACGACCACUUCCUUUGGAGCUGCGAAUGGUGCAGUGUUGAAGGAUCCGAAGAUUAAAAUGUGGAAUUUUGAUGGUUUGAGGUUUUCAGAUUCCCUUAAUUUGACCAAGCAUGUGAAUGUGUUUUCUGUUUCUUCUUCCAGACCUUCGCUUAUACAAGCUGUUUCGACGCCAGUGAAGCCUGAGACUCAGACUAAGCGCAGUAAGGUUGAAAUAAUCAAAGAAAAUAGUGACUACAUCAGGUACCCUCUUAAUGAGGAGUUGCUGACUGACGCCCCAAAUAUUAAUGAGUCUGCUACCCAAUUAAUCAAGUUCCAUGGGAGCUACCAGCAGUAUGAUAGAGAUGAACGGGGUGAAAAAUCCUACUCGUUUAUGCUUCGAACUAAGAACCCUUGUGGCAAAGUUUCAAAUAAACUGUACUUGACCCUGGAUGAUCUUGCUGAUCAGUUUGGAAUUGGAACUCUUCGUGUAACAACCAGACAGACAUUUCAGGUCCAUGGUGUUAUAAAGAAAAACCUCAAGACUGUAGUGAGUAGCAUCAUUCGUAGCAUGAGUUCAACUCUUGGUGCUUGUGGUGAUCUCAACAGGAAUGUCCUGGCCCCAGCUGCCCCAUUUGCGAGAAAAGAUUACCAGUUUGCACAGAAAACUGCAGAGAAUGUUGCUGCACUCCUCACUCCUCAGUCCGGUUUCUACUAUGACAUGUGGCUGGAUGGGGAGAAAUUCAUGACGGCAGAACCUCCUGAAGUAGUGCAGGCCCGUAAUGACAAUUCUCAUGGAACAAAUUUCUCCGACUCACCAGAGCCCAUUUAUGGAACCCAAUUCUUGCCUAGGAAGUUUAAAAUUGCAGUCACUGUGCCAACAGAUAACUCUGUGGAUAUUCUCACAAAUGACAUUGGUAUUGUUGUGGUCACCGAUGUCAAUGGGGAGCCUCAAGGGUUCAACUUAUAUGUUGGUGGUGGUAUGGGAAGAACGCAUAGACUGGAGAGUACUUUUCCUCGCCUUGCUGAACCACUGGGUUAUGUACCAAAAGAAGACAUUUUGUAUGCAGUGAAAGCUAUUGUUGUUACACAACGAGAAAAUGGGAGAAGAGAUGAUCGUAAGUACAGUAGAAUGAAAUAUUUGAUUAGCUCCUGGGGGAUUGAGAAGUUCAGAACUGUGGUUGAGCAAUACUAUGGAAAGAAAUUUGAGCCCUUCCGUGAGUUGCCUGAUUGGGAAUUUAAAAGUUAUUUGGGAUGGCAUGAGCAGGGUGAUGGUGGUUUGUUUUGCGGGCUCCAUAUAGACAAUGGCCGCAUUAGAGGGAAAAUGAAGAAAACAUUGAGGGAGAUAAUAGAGAAGUACAAUUUAGAUGUGCAACUAACGCCACACCAGAAUAUCAUCUUGAGUGGUAUUCGUGAGGAUUGGAAGCUGCCCAUCACUGCAACUCUUGCACAGGCUGGAUUGCUGCAACCUGAAUAUGUAGACCCCCUCAACUUAACAGCAAUGGCAUGCCCAGCUUUGCCACUUUGCCCACUGGCAAUAACUGAAGCAGAACGAGGAACACCUGACAUCCUCAAACGAGUUAGGGCUGUAUUUGAGAAGGUAGGUCUCAAAUACGAUGAAUCUGUGGUAAUAAGGGUUACGGGUUGUCCCAAUGGUUGUUCUAGACCAUAUAUGGCUGAACUUGGAUUUGUUGGUGAUGGUCCCAAUAGUUAUCAGAUUUGGCUUGGUGGAACACCCAGUCAAACUACAUUGGCAAGAAGCUUCAUGGAUAAGGUUAAGAUUCAAGACCUUGAACAAGUCCUGGAACCCCUGUUUUAUUAUUGGAAACAGGAAAGGCAAUCCAAAGAAUCAUUUGGUGAAUUCACAACUCGCGUGGGAUUUGAGAAACUUCAGGAGUGGGUUAACAAAUGGGAAGGUGUUGUGGCUACACCACCCAAGUACAACUGAGGCUCUGAAGUGCUCAUGUGCAUCUUACAAGAUGAUGCUGCAAAGCAAAAUGGAUAAGGUGAAUUAAGGAAUAAUCUAUCCUUUUUUGUGCUGUUGCUGCUUGGCUACAGCUCUGUAAUGAAUGUUACUCUGUUUUGGUAACAUUUUUAAUGACAGUUUUGCUGCUUGAAGUAUUUACAAGAAUCCUGUUGUGUAUUAUUUUAAACUUAUGCUUGUAUCCAUUUAAUCUAGUUUGGUAAAAGAGAGUUUCUCAUUUCUUUCUCCAGAAAUAAAAUUAUCUUUUGGGUGUU